AUGAGAAGUGAGCCGCACACUCCACCUCGCAGGACAAAUCCAGGAAAAUCACAGAGUAAGAAUGUUAUUGCUCUUCUGUCCUCCAGGUUCUUUGUGAACUUCCCAUCGGCCAAGCAGUACUUCAGCCAGUUUCAGGACAUGGAUGACCCAGAGGAGAUGGAGCGCAGUGUCCAGCUGAGGCACCACGCCCGCCGGGUGAUGAGCGCCAUCAACACGGUGGUGGAGAACCUCCACGACCCAGAGAAAGUGUCCUCUGUUCUGGCUCUGGUGGGCAAGGCGCAUGCUGUCAAACACAAGGUGGAGCCUAUGUACUUUAAGAUCCUGUGUGGUGUAAUGCUGGAGGUGUUCUCGGAGGACUUCCCAGAAUUCUUCACGGCAGAAGUGCAAAUGGUGUGGACCAAACUGAUGGGGGCGGUGUACUGGCAUGUGACGGGCGCCUACACAGAGGUUGGCUGGGUGCAGAUCUCCAGCUCGGCAGUGUGAGGGGCGAUAGCAGGGGAGUGCAGGGCUGUAACGGUCUGUACGGAUCCUGAAGGGGAAGUUUGGUCUCUGUAAUGCCCCUGUCCAAGAAAAAUGAAGGGAACAGGGAUGGAGGAAGGUGAUUUUUAGGGCUGCGACUGUUCAUAGAAUAUCUUGUUGUGUUCAACUUUUGGGGGAGUCGUUCCCCUCUCCCUACUGACUCAUUGUGUGUACUUUACUGUAUAGCCCCUGAGGUGUUGUCUGUAUAGCCCCUGAGUUGUUGUCUGUAUAGCUCCUGGGAUGUUGUCUGUAUAGCGUACAGUAAGUGAGUGUGUGUAUUCUCUUAUGCCGUCAUUCAACACUCAUUGUAGUAUCGUAAAUCUUCAAUGUUUUCAAGGGAACUAAGGGCUCCAUUUUAGGGAGUUUUGUUGCUCACUGAAAGUAUGCCACUUUGGAUUCCCAAAUACACCCUGUCUCUUUCCAUGCCCAUCUCAUGCACUAUACAAACACACCCAUCUGCUAUCACCCUGUCCAUACGGCAAAUGGCUAUUUAAAUGUAUAAACAGUUUCAAAGUGAUGGGACAGAGCCACAGGCUGACAGACCACUGUUAGGGUAUCAUCUCCUCUUUAUAAGCAUGCACGCACGAGCACACACACACACACACACACACUCACACACAUACACUGCUCUGCCAACUUUGACCACCCAUAUGCUAAUAUUUACGGAGCAUUUACUUGGUUUACAUUUCCUCAUUAAGAAACGGACUCCGGAGGUCUCUGGAAAUACAACGGACCCUUUGAAGUAGCAUCAGUAUAUAUUUKACCUCUGAACCACUAGGGYAAGAAAAAAKAUUCAUAUCGACCAUAUCUAAUAUACUAAGCACUCUACAACCCUACCAAGAGGUCUAGACACUUUGGUACAGUUUAAACCAUGUUGGGUUGGCAUGCACAAUACGACGACACAAGUUGGAGCCCUGCUCCCAACUUUUCCCCUGAAUACACUACAAAUGGAUUUUGAAUGUCAGUUUAGAUCCAAUCUCCUCUGUGUCUCUGAUGGUAACUCCUGCGCUCUGGUCCCUCUCGGCUUUGUCAUUUACCAUUAACGAGGAAGUAAUGGGGCUCCGCUCUUCCUCUUCUGGUCGUUCAUCAAAUAUCUCCACUGCUCUCUCAUCCUUUCUUUCCUCUGGCCAAGUGCUGAGAGAAAACAUCCCUCUAUCUGCUUUGCUACCAUGGCUACUUGGCUAAUAAUAUAAUUCUACUCAUAUUCUACUGCCUUCUCCUUUGUUGUUCCUUUUGGAGGCCAGCAGUAAUGUUCCAAGAUGAAGGAUAUACAGUAGGCGUACAUGGCUGAUAAAUAACCGCCACAGGAAGUCGAGCUAAUACAAUAUGACAAACUCAUUCAGCAAGAGACAAGUGGCUGUAGAUGAGAGGAAACGAGGUGGAUUACUGUAGAGGUUGUUGUAUAUAAUACAUUCUCUCUCCCAUUACACCUAGAGUACAAUACACGCACCAGUCUCACACUGUUAGCAAAACAUUUGACGUACAAYCCCGUUAGAGGUCAGGCUCCUCUGUUCCUCUGAGUAGCUCGGGAUGGAGGAGUAUUUGUGUUAGGCCUGAACCACCCCGACMGGUUGUUUAUUAAACCCAUGUCACCCAUAAUUCACAAAAUGGCUACAUAAUCUUUUUUCUCCCUUCAGCUGUAAGCUCGUACCCUCCAUCUGCAGAGUUUUCCUCCCUGACACUCUCUCGUGAACACACACACRCACACAAACACACAAGCAUAUGUAGACAUCAUAUACUACAUCUGGGACUUCUUGUUGUGAUUUGUUUUUUUGUCAGUCMGUUUUAAAGCUUGGACUUUAUAUUUUUCUAAAUAUAUAAAACAAAAUGAUUAUCUGUAUAUGUAUUUGGAAUACUGUAUAUGACUGAGAUUAUAUACAUUUGUUGACUGGGGGAGUGGGAGUGGUUUUGUGCUGUUUUAGCAUGUUUGCACAGCCUACUACAGACGUGUACCUUUGCAGACCUGGUGAAAUUAACUAUCAAUGACUAUCAAUAAAGUGAUAA
Messenger RNA from Salvelinus sp. IW2-2015, 2523 nucleotides. The record is from RefSeq and is a predicted model, not a curated record. NCBI's taxonomy places the organism in Eukaryota, Metazoa, Chordata, Actinopteri, Salmoniformes, Salmonidae.